AUGAGCCGCUACCUCCUGCCCCUGUCCGUGGCGGGCACGGCUGUGGGCGGCGCCGUGCUGCUCAAGGACCAUGUCGGUGGCGGGGCCUGCCCCAGCAAGGCCACCAUACCCGGGAAGACCGUUAUCAUCACGGGAGCCAACACGGGCAUCGGGAAGCAGACCGCGUUGGAACUGGCCAGAAGAGGAGGCAAUGUCAUUCUGGCCUGCCGGGACAUGGAGAAGUGUGAGGCAGCCGCCAAGGACAUCCGGGGAGAGACCUUAAACCACCGUGUCAACGCCCGGCACCUCGACUUGUCCUCCCUCAGGUCCAUCCGAGACUUUGCGAAGAAGAUCAUCCAAGAGGAGGAGCGAGUGGACGUGCUGGUCAACAACGCGGCCGUGAUGCGGUGCCCCCACUGGACCACCGAGGACGGCUUCGAGAUGCAGUUUGGCGUGAACCACCUGGAUCUCAAAGGUUGCUGUGUGCCUGAACCGCUCGUUGGCAUCCAGUGGUGCGGUUUCGGAGGGAGAGGCCAGGUCUGGCAUCGAGCACAGACCAGCAGGGCACUGCGGAGCUCAGGGCGGGUGUUGGGUAGUGCUGGGCCUGUGGUGUGCCCCCCUCUCUCGGACCCUUGCCUCUCUGCAGGAACGGGCGUGACUGCCAAUGCACUACACCCCGGUGUGGCCAGGACGGAGCUGGGCCGACACACGGCCAUGCACAGCUCCACCUUCUCCAGCUUCACACUCGGUGAGUGCCACCCCCCAAUGUCCUCCCAGCCUCGGCCAGGACCCUCUUUUAGACCCCCAGCCCCUCCUAGAGGCUUCACCACUGCCCCCUGUGCUGAGUCUCCCGGGGUGCCGCUGGUGAGGUUGGAGAUUUGAACUUACCACGCCGUCCAAGGGAGGUGU
Molecule: messenger RNA, 888 nt
Organism: Echinops telfairi (small Madagascar hedgehog)
Lineage: Eukaryota; Metazoa; Chordata; Mammalia; Afrosoricida; Tenrecidae
Gene: RDH13
Product: retinol dehydrogenase 13
Exons: 6
Coding region: 1-861 (286 amino acids)
Source: RefSeq, a predicted model, not a curated record